CCCUCCUUCAACCAUGGGACGGCCUAGCAGGUCAGCAACCACGACAAGCACAGCAACCAAGCCACAAAAAGGACCGAUCGAGACAACUACAGAAUUGGAGUAUGGAUUCAGGACUAAGGACAACACCAAAUGCCAUUUUCUGGAAAUGCUCCCAAUGGAGAUCCGCUUCCGGGUUUUCGACCUACUAGUCGCCCCUCUAGAAACCGCCGAGGUCUCGAUCCAAAUCGAGCACACGGAAAAGAAGAUGGGAGACGAUCUCGUCAUUGUCCUUUCAAAGACAUGCAAGCAGAUGCAGGGCGAAUAUCAAGCGUGGCUAAAGAGCCAUCCAACGUUACGUCUGAGCCCUCGAUAUGGACUUUUCGUACCGGAGCGGACGACGUUCUUCAUGAGCUUCCGACCCAGGACCUAUCGGAAUCUAUCGUACAACAGAGCCAAGGCGGCGCUGCCCGUGUUCGAGAGGUUCUGUCAGGAGCCCGCGCACGCAGACGUCCGGAAAGUCACGGUCGAUUAUGGGUGGCUGGGUGAUAGGAGCGCCUUCAUACGUAUGGCGCGGUGUAUGCGGGCCUUCAACCACCUGGAGAUAUUUGAAGUCAUCACGCCGAUCAGCGAUGGCAAGCGGUGCGGUUGGUAUGAUUGGGAGACCUAUGAAGAGACCUUCACCUCGGAGAGUUGGGAUGAUUUGAAGGGAGCUGGCUUUAAGGAUGGCGGGGGUCGAGAAUCCCUCUGCUUUGUGGUCACCGACUCGGUGGUCUUUCACGAAACCUGGGUGAAUGUUGUGGAGUUGGGUGCUGAGGCGUCUGUGUUUUGAACGACACCAGAGGUUGCAGAGGAGAUGGGUGUAUAUUAUUACCAGGAGUCCUUCAAAGAAAGACCAUUCAGUCCAGUACCGAGUGUAU
Molecule: messenger RNA, 896 nt
Organism: Amorphotheca resinae ATCC 22711
Lineage: Eukaryota; Fungi; Ascomycota; Leotiomycetes; Helotiales; Amorphothecaceae
Exons: 1
Coding region: 14-808 (264 amino acids)
Source: RefSeq, a predicted model, not a curated record